Mollisia scopiformis is the source of this 791-nucleotide messenger RNA. RefSeq lists its product as uncharacterized. Bases 203 to 631 code for a protein of 142 amino acids. The record is from RefSeq and is a predicted model, not a curated record. NCBI's taxonomy places the organism in Eukaryota, Fungi, Ascomycota, Leotiomycetes, Helotiales, Mollisiaceae. The transcript has a single exon.
CUGUAUACGGGCUCAGCGCAGCUGGGACGCUAACUUCAAUACAUCCCAUGGUCUACAGCGGGAGCCAAGGUGUCCCAUUUCAGCAAGUCUGGACGAUUUCGGGCCUCCGGGAACAGCAUUGAACAUUACUAGCAAUGCUACAACUAUCCACACGCUUGCAAUUGUGGAAAGAGUGGGUUGUAGGGACUUGGAAGCGGAACAGAUGCUUGUAUGCUUCAAGGCCCUCUCAUUUGAAGAUAUUCUCAGGGUUUCUCUUGCUUAUGCCGCCAUGAACCAUCCGCCAACUAGCCUCUUUACUUUCAUCCCAUCAGUAGAUGACGAAUUUAUUCCUGAUCGUCAGUCUGAACUGAUCCGUACAGGCAGGUAUGUCAAAGGCAUGCACCAACACUUGCGCUUUCAAGCACGUAAGAAUGCUGACGAUAACAGGAAUGCUGAUGGUAUUUAUAUACAAGAAAUCGUAGGAUACAGUACGUAUUAUCUGAGGAUACCUCUUUCGCUCUUAUUAAUAAAGUCGACGAAAUUGGGAUUUUUGGGGUAUAUAGAGUGUUCGCCAACGGGCCUUUACGCCGUCUGGAGAGUUGGGCCACUCAAAGCUGACCCAUUCAUCAAUUUCAAAACCAGUCGAUUUUAAGACUAUUGGACGUUCGGGCGGGCGGCGAGACCCUGUCACCUCUGCGGGCCUAUAAUGAGGGCUAUCCAAAUCUACGUAGAUUCCGAUGAGGGUUUCCAUUUCGGGACGCUCUGAUGAACACUUCAGAACCGCAACAUGUUCAGUACUUGGCCGCCCGUAA